UUGUCAGAUUGCUUCCUUUCGGGCCACUAAUGCAAUAGAAGCGGGCUGUGCCACAAUGACUGGGCUGCUGGCUGCGUUGAGGCUCCUGAUUAUAACAUUUCUGAUCCAGGCCCAGGAGGUUCCUCCGCCGGUCCCUGUGACUGUGGUUCACCUCGGAGAUGCUGUGACUAUGAAAUGUUCCCUCUCUGAGGAAAAAAUCGGGUUGGUUUACUGGUAUAAGCUGAAUUUUGUGUAUCUGAUCCAAACAAUUGCUGCAGGAACCUAUGACGAAAUGUCACUCAAAGAAGAGUUCAACAGCUCAAGAUUUAACGUCACAAAAGCGGCCCGUGAUUAUUACCUCACCAUCAAACAUGUGAGCAAAGCAGAUGAAGCGUUAUACUUCUGUCAGGUUGGAUCAGCGUACAAGAUGACGAUUCGCAACAGCACAGUCCUGGCCGUGAACGAAGCCAGAGAGGAAAAGGUGUCCGUCUACGUGGAGCAGCGUCCGGAGGCGGCCGUGGCGGCGCCGGGCGACCCGGUGGACAUCCAGUGUUCACUUCUCAGCAGACACACGCGCAACGCAGCUCAGUGUCCCGGCGGACACAGCGUCUACUGGUUCAGGUCCGGAUCCGGAGGAUUCAACUCAAGCCUCAUUUACAUUCACAAGAGCAGGAGCCCUGAAAAGAGCUGCGUCUACACUUUCUCCACAACCAUCCAGGACUCCUCUGACGCUGGGACCUACUACUGCGCUGUGGUCAGAUGUGGGGAAAUCCUGUUUGGUGAUGGAACAAGAGUGGAGACAAAACAACUGGACCUGGUCGUCGUCAUACUUGGGACACUCCUGGUUCUGUGUGUGACUGUCAUUGCUGUACUUGUCUUCUCAAGGGACUGAAUGUGGAGUGAGGCAGAAAGGAGGAACCGCUGCCAACAUCUCACAUAGACAAACCCACACAGACAGGUUGGAGGGACCAGUGACCGCUGAACAUACAGAUGUGAGGCCGACGACAGACGCACAACUACAGGAGAAGACGACGCAAAGUAGAUGAUACGUGUGUUAACAUAGAGAGAAAAACAACAGCGGAAGCCGUGACGCCACCUACAACAUGAAGAGCUUUAGACCUGUCAGAGGCAACAGGUUCACAAUGUUAAACAUUGUAGUUUAGUGACAUCAUAAACUGUGACGUCUGUGGGAAAAUUUAAACUAAAUCAAAAGCUGUGUGGUGAAACCAGUUGUCUGUGUUCACAUGAACACAAACCACUGAUAAUGAUACAUGAUGAAGUAUUGUACAACCUCUAAAAUGUUGACGUGUUCAUAAACAGUAGAUUCUUAUCAUCUGACUUCCUUGUCACUGACUCUGUUACAGUUUGAACAAAGGUGGGUUUGUGGGCAGUGAAGGUUCGAGGGGGAAGAACAGUAGUUUAAUGGUGCAGUAGAGUUUUUACCCUCGUUAUUCUAAAAAAAAAAUAGGAACUCAGAUUUGUUCUUGUCUUGUAGAUUGUUCACUUACAAUAAAAAGUCCAUUUCAUAGUUUUUAGAUUUCAUUUAACAUUGUCUCUGUUUAAAUGAAUUGUGUGAAUGAAUUCUUUUGCACUGGUUUUAACUAAAUACUGUCUGAAUGAAGGGUGAACCGACAUCAUACAUGUAGUGCUAUGCAGUUCUUACCACCUUUCAGGAAGCAAACUUCAUAUACGUGCAUAAAU
Molecule: messenger RNA, 1680 nt
Organism: Betta splendens (Siamese fighting fish)
Lineage: Eukaryota; Metazoa; Chordata; Actinopteri; Anabantiformes; Osphronemidae
Exons: 5
Coding region: 56-871 (271 amino acids)
Biological process (GO): response to bacterium
Source: RefSeq, a predicted model, not a curated record